ACCUCAUACGACCUCACGACCCACCCCCGAAAAUUGAUUGUAAAAUAUAUUUACCGUCUAAAACGUGUGAUGAUCUAAGCAACUCAGUGUAUUCCCAUUUGUUGAAGGUGUUUCUUGGAUGGCUUCCUUUCCUUAUGGAACAUAACUUUAUCCGGGGAAAAAAAAAUCUCACGCGUCGCAGCCGCCUCGGGUCAAGAAGAGUCGUAGUCACUCAGAGAGAGUCGGUCGGGUCGGGGCAAAGCAAAACCCAAACCCGAAUUCGUUUCGUGUGUAUAUAUACCCGUACCAAGAGGGAAAGAGUUGAUAAACGAACCCACAAACACAAACGUCAGAAACCUACCUUCUUCUUCUUUGCCUCUCCUCCUCCAUUUUCCCAGCUCAACUAGAUUUCCCGGCCGGCGGUUUCUCUUUGUCUCCGUUCAGAUAUAAUUCAACUCCUCCGGCGCCAAGAUGACUCAGAACGAUCACCACUCAGCCACCUCCGCAUCAUCAUACCCUCAACUACCACAAUCAAGCGGGUCGUACACCGUCGGAGCCCCGCCGCCGAUCGGGUACCCGACCCGUGACUCCGCCGCCCACGUCGACGGUGCCGUUCCGGUCGAGACCAAGUCCAGGGGCGAUGGCUUCUGGAAGGGCUGCUGUGCAGCAUUGUGCUGCUGCUGUGUGCUGGACGCGUGUUUCUGAGGAGCCGUGACGGAAGAAGUAACUCUUGCUGGCUAGUAUUCUUCCUCGCCGUCAUCGUCAUGGACCUGAUCGUCAAUAUUUUAUUGUUUUGGUGUUAAACUUUUGUUAUAACAUUGCGUGACGUGUUUUUUUUUUAUUUAAUGAUUUACGUAAAAUAAACGAUGUUGUUUAAG
Messenger RNA from Linum trigynum, 857 nucleotides. The record is from the annotation of a GenBank genome assembly. Lineage: Eukaryota; Viridiplantae; Streptophyta; Magnoliopsida; Malpighiales; Linaceae.